ACACAGACAGUGCUGAAAAUAGCUGGAGACAGUCAACGUUUGAAGAGUCUCAAGAACUUUCUUAUAUGGAAUUGCUCAGGAUCAAAACAUAAGCCAUUUUCUUUCUUUAUUUUUCUAUUUGCAAGUCUUUGACCAUGAGGUGCAUGCAUCUGCUGAGUCUGGGUCUUCUGUUAGCACUGACAGAGAACACCCCGAUGCAAACAACCUGUGGGUAUGGAUAUAUAACACGAAAAGGAAAGUGUGAAGAGCUUAACUGUGACACUUUAUUAAGUGAGAACAAAGCAUCCCAGGCAUCACCAAAGCUUACAAAACUUGUCUCUUUGAUGACCAAGAUCUGUCUAGUACUGACUCAGAGUGAGUCUGUCCAUAAUAAUAUGCAAGUGGUUGGAAAAAAACGUUUGAAGGAGUUGCUGAGUGAGUUUAGAUGAUCUGCCUCAUGGUGGCUUCAGGGGUGAUAAUGACAUCAUCUCAGCAUUGCUUAGGAUUGUGGUAAUCAUACUAAAACUGAUCGGACAUUUGCUGUCAGCAAGCCGGAUCAGCGAAACAAGCGCUAAAGCAGAUGUGGAGCUGUUAGUAAAGAGGGGCAGUUCUCCACCUGUGGGUCAUUUCUUGAUAAAUAUCAGUGGAGCACAAUUGACCUCCUACUGGGACACAGCAAUACAAGAUACAUACCUUGGCUUUACGAGUGCAGUUCUCUUCAGCUACAAAGGUCUGGAGGAAUCACUCACCUGCUGUUUUAACCAUUUAGAGACAGAGCAAAAGCCACCUUUCAAGAUCAACUCAAAAGUUGUAACUGCCACUUUUAGUAACUAUGAAACCAAAACCAAUCUAAUGAAACCAGUAAAUCUCACGUUUUCUCACUUGAAGAGAAAGAAUGAGAAACAUAUCUGUGUGUUUUGGGAUCCUGAACUGGAAGGGGGCGCGUGGUCAACACGUGGCUGCAUUACAGUGAGAUCCAGGGCCGAUCAGACCGUGUGCUCCUGUUAUAAGCUCGGCAGUUUUGCUGUGCUGACGACUCUCUGUGACACUGGCGUCUGUAUGCUUAACCCUUUCACUGGUCUUCUGUUAUCACUGACAGAGAACACCCCGAAGCAAACAGCCUGUGGAUAUGGAUAUAGAAAAAAAAAAGGAAAGUGUGAAGAUGACAAUGAGUGUGAGUCUGAUCCACUCAUUUGUGGAAGAAAUGCAAAUUGCUUCAACACUGAUGGCAGCUUCUACUGUCAAUGUGAUGGAGGAUUCACACCAACUCAUAAUUUCACACAAGCACAUGCGUUUCAAUGCAAAGACAUCAAUGAAUGUGUGGAUGGCAGUGCUGUGUGUGGUUCUAAUGCACAAUGUGUAAAUUCUGAAGGAGGUUAUAAUUGCACCUGUGAAACUGGCUACAUUUCCAGCAACGGAAAAGACUUGUUUAAGUCAGGACAAGGAGUUCAGUGUAUUGAUGACAAUGAGUGUGAGUCUGAUCCACCCAUUUGUGGAGAAAAUGCAAUAUGCUUUAACACUGAUGGCAGCUACUACUGUCAAUGUGAUGGAGGAUUUACACCAACUCAUAAUUUCACACAAGCAGAUUCGAUUGAAUGCAAAGUCUAUGACAUUGGGGAUGUAUUCGAGCUGCGCCUGAUCACAUUGGUGGGACUGCCGUUGUCUCUGGUCUGCUUCCUCAUCUGCAUCGUCACAUUUUACUUUGUGCGAUCCAUCCAGAGCACACGCAACACCAUCCACCUGCACCUCUGCAUCAGCCUCUUCAUUGGCUACUUUGUCUUCCUUGUGGGCAUCACCCGCACAGAAAAUGAGGUGGGCUGUUCAGUCGUUGCAGGUAUUAUGCACUACUUCUUCCUGGCUUCCUUCUGCUGGAUGUGUCUGGAAGGAGUGCAGCUCUUCCGCAUGGUGGUGCUGGUCUUCAACACAACGCUGAGACCCAUCUAUAUGUUUGCUGCUGGUUAUGGAGUUCCUGCUGUUAUUGUUGCCAUUUCAGCUGCAGUGAAUGCAAACGGAUAUGGUACCGACAAACACUGUUGGCUCAACUUUAAUGAUGGCUCCAUCUGGAGCUUUUAUGGACCAGUUUGUGUCAUAAUUAUUGUUAACGUAUUCUUCUUCCUCGUAACAUUAUGGAAGCUGGCAGAAAAAUUUUCCUCCCUCAACCCAGACUUAGACAGUCUACACAAAAUCAAGGCAUUUCUGGUCACUGCGAUCGCUCAGCUGUGUAUCCUUGGCAUCAUGUGGGUGUUUGGCUGUUUUCAGUUUAAUGAAAACACUCUGGCAAUGUCAUACAUCUUCACUAUACUAAGCAGCCUGCAGGGGGUGCUGAUGUUUAUCAUGCACUGCUGGCUCUCAAAACAAGUGAGAGAGGAGUAUGCCAAAUUCUUCUCAUGUAUCUGUACACCACAGAAGAGGAAAUACACAGAGUUCAGCUCAAACCAAACAAGCAAAUCACAGGCCUCCAAGAGUGUUCAGCACACUGGUGAAUCCCAUAUUUAAGAGGCCAUGUCAACAGACCAUUGACUUUUUCAACUGUUUGCAAGAUGGACUGCCACAUUAUUUCUAUAUGCUUUCUAUGGAAAUUAUAUUAUGUUGCAUUUGGGUGAUACAUUCAUUCACCUUUCUUUAAUUUUAGGGAUCAUUUGUAAAGAAAUCUUUAUUUUUCAAAGACAUAUUAUAAUAGUGUCUCUUUGAUUGUUUCUCCGUUAUUAUUUAAGUUUUCAAAAAACAAUUUUUCCUCUAUAAUAUAUUUAUUUUUAAAAAAAGUUCAAAUUAAGAGGAUUCUACGAACAUUACCAUUCAAAAGUUUGGGGCCGGCAAGAUUUUUUGAUGUCAAAGCUGCAUUUAUUUGAUCAAAAAUAGAGUAAAAAAAAAAAGUAAUAUCUUGAAUUGUUAAAUCAUAUGAAUAUACAAAAGUUUAAAAUAUAUCUUCUAUUUCAUCUAUUUUACAUUAUUUUAGAAUUAUUUCCCUGAUGCAAAGCUGAAUUUUCAGCAUCAUUACUCGAGUCUUCAGUGUCACAUGAUCCUUCAGAAAUCACUCUAAUAUGCUGGUUUUGUGCUCAAAAAACAUUUCUUAGCAUUAUUAUUAGGGCUGGCAAACGAUUAAUCGCAAUUAAUCGCAUACAAAAUAAAAGUUUGAGUAUGCCUAUUAUAUGUGUGUGAUUAUUAUGUACAUAUAAAUACAAGCACAUAUUUAAGAAAUAUUUACAAGUAUACGUAUUUAUAGAAUUUAUAUUAUAUAUAUAAAUGCAUAUAUAAAAACAUAUUUCUCUUAAAUAUAUACAUAUUAUAAAUAUAACUUUUAUUUUGUAUGCGAUUAAUCGCGAUUAAUUGUUUGCCAGCCCUAAUUAUUAAUAGUUAUUUUUAAUAACGAUAACAACUGUGCUAUUUUUAGUUUUACUCUAUUUUUUCAGGACUCUUUAAUGAAUAGAAAGCUCAAAAGAACAGCAUUUAUUUGAAAAAAGAUAAUGUCUUUACUAAAAAAAAAAACAUGUACUCACCCCAGACUUUUCAAUAGCAGUGUAAUAUUCUCAAAGUCUUUUAUUUAUUAAUUUGUUUACUUCUUAUUUUAACAUUUUAUUUUUUACUUGUACACUGUAUCUUUGUUUAAAACAAAGAAUCACCAUUCCUAAACAGGCAGGUGAUUCAGGCUUUUCCUAGUAUUUUCAUAUAUACAAAAUACUCGAGAAUAUUAACUUGAAUGUAAAUUAAUGUAUAAAUGCUUUUGUUUACUUGCACCAUCAUAACACAUUAUUAUCUAUAACCUUGCUCAUGAUGUCUGUUGUGAAAAUUUAGUUAUAAUAGUUUUAAAUGUUACGUUUUGCACAUGAAUCCUUCCUUUUCUGCGCUUUGCCUUAUCUGCCUCCCACUAUUUAAUGCUUAUUUUAUUGUACAUUUUGAUAUUGCAGGUUUUUUUAUAUUAAAAUGUUUAUUUGGAUUCCC
This is a messenger RNA of Labeo rohita (rohu), 3918 nucleotides long. Its product is annotated as putative adhesion G protein-coupled receptor E4P. The transcript has 20 exons. The record is from RefSeq and is a predicted model, not a curated record. Bases 832 to 2475 code for a protein of 547 amino acids. Gene Ontology annotation, cellular component: membrane. Gene Ontology annotation, molecular function: G protein-coupled receptor activity; calcium ion binding. Lineage: Eukaryota; Metazoa; Chordata; Actinopteri; Cypriniformes; Cyprinidae. Gene Ontology annotation, biological process: adenylate cyclase-activating G protein-coupled receptor signaling pathway; cell surface receptor signaling pathway.